Raphanus sativus (radish) is the source of this 2332-nucleotide messenger RNA. Its product is annotated as U-box domain-containing protein 35. Gene Ontology annotation, biological process: protein phosphorylation. The transcript has 10 exons. Lineage: Eukaryota; Viridiplantae; Streptophyta; Magnoliopsida; Brassicales; Brassicaceae. The coding region runs from base 1 to 2313 and encodes 770 amino acids. Gene Ontology annotation, molecular function: protein kinase activity; ATP binding. The record is from RefSeq and is a predicted model, not a curated record.
AUGUGGCUACCGAAAACAGAUGCGACAACCAAAGGAACAAGAAGUGGUUCAGUUGCUAUUGCAAUAGACAACGACAAAACUAGCCAAAAUGCUCUCAAAUGGACAAUGGAGAAUCUUACUUCUCGUGGUCAAACUCUUGCUCUUAUUCAUGUCGUUCCCAAAUCUCAAUCUUCUUCAGAUAUUGAAGAAGGAAUAACGCAUAAGCAGCAGCUGGAGAAGCAAACAAAACAUCUCUUUGUAUCUUUCCACUGUUUUUGCAGCCGUAAAGAGAUUAAUUGUCUGGACGUUGUGCUUGAAGAUGUAGACAAAGUCAAAGCAAUAGUCGAAUACGUUACAGUUUCUGCUAUUGAGAAUUUAGUACUUGGUGCUCCAUCAAGAAACAGCUUUAUGAGAAGAUUCAAAACGGAUUUACCAACGAGUGUAUCAAAAGCAGCUCCAGAUUUCUGCAAUGUCUACGUCAUUGCCAAAAGCAAAAUCUCUUCCUUACGAAGCUCCUCACGUCCUGCUCCUUACCAUCCUUCAGUUCUCAGCGAAUUUGACAAUCACGAAACCUCUGAGAACAGACACAAAACACGUGAGACUACCACGCCAGCAUAUUCUAAGGCACGAAGAUCAGUCGAUUCAGAUGUUCCAAGAUCAGUGUUUGCGAAACCACCACAAGGACAUAUGAAAGUAAUGGGGGACUUCUCAGAUUCAGAGUCCGAGUUCUCAUUCAUAAGUGCUUCACAACAAGGAUCUGACAUUUCCUAUAUCAGCUCAGGGAGGCCGAGUGUAGAUCGGUCCUCAUUUACCUACGACUUACCAGACUCAGCAAGAACCUCAAGAAUGUCAACAAGCUCAGAGCAGAGCAUGGGUUCAAAUAGAUUAGGAAUCAAGUUUACGGAUUUGGGUUUUCUCAAUAACGCUUCUUCGGCUUCUGAAGAGAGUGGCAGAACUUCUUGCUCCUACUCAUCUCAAAGCUUGGGUGAUGUUGAAGCUCAAAUGAGGAGACUGCGUUUAGAGCUAAAACAAACCAUGGAUAUGUAUAGCUCGGCUUGCAGAGAAGCUUUAACCGCAAGGAACGAGGCAACAGAGCUGCAGAGGCUAAGGUCAGAAGAGGAGAGAAGAAUGGAAGAACUAAAGAUGACAGAGGAGACAGCAAUGUCAAUGGUGGAGAAGGAGAGAGCAAAGGCCAGAACAGCCACGGAAGCUGCUGAAGCUGCACGCAGGCUUGCGGAAGCAGAAGCAAAGAGAAGACUAAACGCAGAGAUGAAGGUAUUGCAAGAAAACGACUCUUUCCCACGACAUAGCAUCGUCCGAUACAGAAAAUACUCUGUUAAAGAAAUCGAAGAAGGAACUGCAAACUUUGCAGAGUCAAGGAAAGUGGGAGAAGGUGGAUAUGGACCUGUGUUUAGAGGUCAUCUUGAUCACACAAGUGUUGCUGUUAAGGUCUUGCGUCCUGAUGCUGCUCAGGGAAGAUCACAGUUUCACAAAGAGGUUGAAGUACUAAGUUGCAUAAGGCAUCCAAACAUGGUCCUUCUCUUAGGAGCUUGUCCAGAAUACGGCAUCCUCGUAUACGAAUACAUGGCCAAAGGAAGCUUAGACGACCGCCUCUUCAGACGCGGAAACACUCCCGCCAUAUCAUGGCAACUGCGUUUCAGAAUCGCAGCCGAGAUCGCUACGGGUCUCCUCUUCCUACACCAGACCAAACCAGAACCGAUCGUCCACAGAGACUUGAAACCAGGAAACGUCCUCCUCGACCACAACUACGUCAGCAAGAUCAGCGACGUGGGGCUCGCGAGACUCGUCCCGGCCGUAGCAGAGAACGUGACACAGUACAGAGCCACAUCAGCUGCAGGAACGUUCUGUUACAUCGACCCUGAGUAUCAGCAAACAGGGAUGCUGGGUGUGAAGUCGGAUGUUUAUUCGCUAGGGAUCAUGCUUUUGCAGCUUUUGACAGCGAAACAGCCAAUGGGUUUGGCUUAUUAUGUGGAGCAAGCGAUCGAAGAAGGGAAGCUUAAAGAAAUGCUUGAUCCUGCGGUACCGGAUUGGCCACUAGAGGAGGCUAUGGAUCUUGCUAAGUUAUCGUUACAAUGUGCUGAGCUGAGAAGAAGAGAUAGGCCUGAUCUUGGUAAAGAAGUGAUGCCUGUGCUUAAUAGACUAAGAGAGAUGGGUGAAGAGAGCCUUGAGAGUGUGUAUUAUGCUGGACAUGGACCGAUGUCACAUUCUAGCCAAGUCUCUUAUAUAUCGGAAGGUAGGAGUGCUCCUUAUAUAUCGAAUGCAGGAUCCUCUAUAUCUAAUGGAGGGUCUUCUAUGUCAAACCCAUCGGUUUGAGCACAGACAAGGAAUCUGG